UUCUCAUGUAAAUUGUUAGGUACGCUUCCACCUUUCAAGUUUCAACCCCACUCUUACACCAAGCCCUUCAUAAUCCACAUUGUCAUAAAUUCAUUAAACUCUCUCUGACUUUCUCAUCCGAACCUCCUCUCAUGUCUUCUUCAGGUAUUUCCUUUGAAUCACCAUCAAACUCACCACCAUCACCACCACCUCCUUCCACCACCGCCGUACCUCCUGCCGCCGGUGUACCCAAAUUCAAAUCAACACCUCCACCUUUACUUCCCAUUACCCCACCGGCGUUCUCACCUUCCUCCUACUUCUCUUUCACCGGUGCUCUCACCUCCGCUGAUCUUCUCGACUCCCCUCUUCUCCUUUCUUCUUCGCACAUUUUACCAUCUCCAACGACUGGUUCUUUCCCUUUACAAGCCUCCAAUUGGACAUCCAACUAUCAAAGUCAAGAACACGGCAUAAAGAAAGAACACGACAAUUUCACCGAUUUCCCAUUUCAAACCCAAUCAAAUCCUAACACAGUAAGUUUUCAGGAAAUAUAUCAACAACCCAGAAUCGAAGAUGACAGAAGUUUGGUAAAAUCAGAAUAUUCAUUUCAGAAACAGAGCUUCGAAUCAAAUUACCCAACUAAUCGUAACAUCUAUAAUCAUCGAUCGUCACAGAAGAAGUUGGAUGAUGGGUAUAAUUGGAGAAAAUACGGGCAAAAACAAGUGAAAGGUAGUGAAAAUCCAAGAAGUUAUUACAAGUGUUCCGAUCGAAAUUGUUCAAUGAGGAAGAAGGUGGAGACAUCUUCAGAUGGGGAUAUUACAGAGAUUGUUUAUAAAGGAAAUCAUAAUCAUCCGAAACCACAAUCCACCAAACGAUCAUCUUCUUCAUCGGUUUCGAAUAAUUCACUUGUAAUGAAUCAAUUUAAUGAUUUCCAAGAUCAAUCUCAUGGUUCUGGACAAUGGGAAUUGAUUGGAACGCCGGAAAAUUCAUCGGUUUCGAUCGGAGAUGAUGAGUUUGAUCGGAGUACGUCAGGUGGAGAUGAGUUUAUUGAAAAUGAAACUCCGGCUAAAAGACUGAAGAUAGAGAGUGAAAACGAAGGGAUAAGUAGGACUGUAAGAGAAUCGAGAGUUGUUGUUCAAACCAUAAGUGAUAUUGAUAUACUCGAUGAUGGAUAUAGAUGGAGAAAGUAUGGCCAAAAAGUAGUGAAAGGGAACCCUAAUCCGAGGAGUUACUACAAGUGCACCACUCCUAAUUGCUCAGUUAGAAAACAUGUGGAACGCGCAUCUCAUGACAUGCGCUCGGUGAUAACGACCUACGAAGGGAAGCACAAUCAUGAUGUGUCACCGGCUCGUGGUGUUGGUCACCGACAAUUGCUGUCUAGCAACCAGGACAACAAUGUGGCUAAUGUGACAAUUAACACGUCGAAACUGCUUUAUCGCCAUCCUAGUAACUCUAUGAUCAAUCAAAUAUAUGGGUCAACGUUACGUGCACCAUCAGAAACACAGUUUACAUUAGAGAUGUUGCAGAACUCACAGAGUUUCGGGUUAUCAGGGUUUGAGGACACUAUACGAUCUUCUUACAUGAGUCGACAACCAAGUUCGGGGAGUAUUUUUGCUAAAGCUAAAGAUGAACCUAAUGAAGACGAAAACUUUUUGGAGACCAUGUUAAGUUUGAGGUUGUUUUUGCAAGGAUUGAACUUGUUAAUACUCAUACAUGGAGGGUUAUUACAGAAAAUAUAUGAGUGAUUCUUUUAUUGUUCAUUGACAUACUUUUAUUUUGGGAAAUGUAACCAUUUAUUUAUUUUUUCGAUUGUUGUAAUAUAUUCUUCACAGAAACCAUGUAUAUCUAAGGUUCUAAGGUACAUAAUAAAAGAUAUGUAUAUUUAAGUUUGUAAA
Lactuca sativa (garden lettuce) is the source of this 1871-nucleotide messenger RNA. The record is from RefSeq and is a predicted model, not a curated record. Lineage: Eukaryota; Viridiplantae; Streptophyta; Magnoliopsida; Asterales; Asteraceae.